Messenger RNA from Malaya genurostris, 1880 nucleotides. Its product is annotated as myrosinase 1-like. The coding region runs from base 9 to 1634 and encodes 541 amino acids. Gene Ontology annotation, biological process: carbohydrate metabolic process. The record is from RefSeq and is a predicted model, not a curated record. Lineage: Eukaryota; Metazoa; Arthropoda; Insecta; Diptera; Culicidae. Gene Ontology annotation, molecular function: beta-glucosidase activity. The transcript is spliced from 3 exons.
GAUACACGAUGAAGACGUUGAUCGUCGUGUUACUCCUGUUAGGCAUUUACAUUUCAUUCGCCACAAGCCGAUACGAUGGAAGUGGAACCGGUGCCCCGAGAGUAGUGGAGGCAUCGAAACAACAUUAUUUGCUCAAUGUCAUAAAAAAUCUUUCAAAAUCCACCGAGAAAGAGCAUAUUGAGCAUAGAAAAUCUGGAAGAUUUCCAUCAUGGUUUGCUUUUGGAGCAGCAACCGCAGCUUACCAGAUCGAAGGCUCCUGGAAUGAAGACGGUAAAGGUCCUUCGGUGUGGGACACCUUGACUCAUCGUCAUCCAGAGUUAGUAGUAGACCAAGCCACCGGUGAUGUGGCUGCUGAUUCGUAUCAUCGUUUUCAAGAUGAUAUCGCUGCUUUGAAGGAAACAGGAUUUCAUUUCUACCGUUUCUCAAUCGCAUGGUCUCGAAUCCUUCCGGAGGGGGAUCUAUCAUCACUCAAACAGGCUGGGAUUGAUUACUACAACAACCUGAUCGAUUCACUACUGGCUGCCAAUAUUAUCCCAGUGGUUACCAUGCUUCACUAUGAUGUCCCGCAGUACUUGCAAAAUUUGGGCGGACUUGCGUCGCCUUUGUUUGUUCGAUACUUUGAAAUUUAUGCCGAUACACUCUUCCGCCACUUCGGUGAUCGUGUUCACGUUUGGAUUACUCACAAUGAACCGAUGGAUUUUUGCGUUUCAGGAUAUGGGAGUGGAACCGAAGGUCCACUAGUUUACGCUCCUGGUGUUGGGGAGUACCUAUGUGCCCAUAAUGUGCUGCUUAGUCAUGCUGCUGCAUCUAAAAUUUUCAACGAAAAAUACAAAAUUCCAAACGUAGACAGCAUUGGCAUCACACUUAGCGGACGAUUCUUUUACCCGGCUCACAAUGGCGUUGGAGAUGAUGUGAUCGAUCGGGCGUUGCAAUAUCAGCUUGGAUGGUUUGCUCACCCAUUGUUUAGUGUAGCAGGCGGUUAUCCACCCAUCAUGAUAGAGGACAUCGCAGAUCAUAGUUUGCUUGAGGGACGUACAAUGUCACGACUUCCCGAAAUGUCUGAGGUCGAAAAAAAAUUAAUUCGAGGAUCGGCAGAUUUUUUCGGCUACAACUAUUACAGCAGCCGACUGGUCGAGCUGGAUAAACGAGAGUACAACAUCACAAGUCCACCUUCGUUGGACAAAGACGCCGGCCUGAUCUAUAGCGUUGAUCCAUCGUGGAAACGAGCAAAGUCAAGCUGGCUUUACGUAGUGCCGGAGGGUUUGCGCGGUGCAUUAAACUGGAUAAAAGAAAGUUAUAACAAUACGGAAGUAAUUAUAACUGAAAACGGAUACUCAGACGAUGGCCAAUUGGAUGAUCACGAUCGCGUCGAAUUUUACAGAAGCCACCUGAAACAGGUAUUGAAUGCACUAGAGGAGGACGGUUGCUUGGUAACAGCUUUUACUGCUUGGAGCAUCAUUGAUAAUUUUGAGUGGCUCAGAGGAUAUAGCGAAAAAUUCGGCAUUUAUCAAGUGAAUUUUACCAGCCCAAAUCUGGAGCGCACGCCAAAACUGUCCUCUCAAUUUUUCAAGGAACUUACACAUACAAGAAUAAUUCCCGAAACACACAAAACCAGCAGAUUAAAUAAGAAAUAGCAUCUAUUGGCAUUUAAGAUAACGUGCUUCAGAAUACAAAAAUUGUUCAAUAAAUAGGGUAUCAGGACAAGCAUUGUUCAGCAGAAAGUUUUGAAAUUAUAACAAUAGAAAGGUUAUCAAAUCAUUUAUUGCCUUAAACAAAGAUUAGUUAAAACAUAUUCGAAAGUCGUUCAAAUAAAAUACUAAGUAAGUGAAAAAUUCGUCCAAAAGAAAUAAAAUUCAUGAUUGUACAGAGAAAAAAAAUGU